AGCUCCUGUUGUGCCAGCUCUAGUAGUUAAAGCGGUAAAUUUUUAGCUGUGUUCAAAGUUACCACGUUUUUCUCCCAAUUUGUGCAAAAAAGACAUCCAAAAGACGAUUUAAGAACGAUGCCUCCAAAAAACCAAAGACUUUCUUGCUGAGAUUCGGCAAUUGCCCCGCCGAAAAUCCACCACCGAUCCGCUGAAUGCGAUGGACCAAUCCCGAUGGAGACGAGACCCCUCCGUCGCUAUUUCAAUGGCUUCGUGUCUGGGGCAUGCGCUGAAUGUCCCCACAACGAUGUGAAACGAAUGGUGUCCUUGGUGGUUCGGGGCCUUGCUCCUGGCUCCUGUGGCCCAAGGCUAACCUGUUGACCAAAUGCAUAUUGCGCAUACGCCCCGUAAGGCGCUCGAGUCCAACAGAAGCAACAGCGUGUUCCUGUGCCCCUCCAGUCAGCGAUUCAGCGAGAGCUGAGCUGAGCGACUUCCCCUCAAAACGAAUACGAAUACGAAACGAAUACUCAUACUCGGACUCGGACUCAUAUUCAGUACUCGUACUCGGCACAGAGCCACCCCCGGAGACCGAGCAACACCUGGUGCUGGCCACGUAAGCCUGUUGCUGCUGUCUUCGCAGCAGCUGCUGCUGUUGCUGUUGCUGCUGCUGCGACUGUUGCUGCGUCGUCAUGGUCGUCGUUACAGUUACACACUUUCCACUUGUUGUGCCUGUGGGUGGGUGCUGCUGGGGGGUAGCUGUGUGUGUGUGUGUGCGAGCUGUGGGUGUGGGGUGUGGAUGAUGUCCUUCGGGCGUAAGGACGAGCAACGAAAGCGAGCAACACGAGGUGUCCUCGUCAGUCGGCCAGCGGCAGAGCAACAGAUGCUGUUCAACAUCCAAGCCCAACGGUUGUGCCACUCGCAAAACAGCAACAAGGAGCCACAGCAAGGAGCAACAGGAGAGGACACAAGCAUCCACCAAGCAACCGAGGGGCGAAAGUAGAAUCAGAAUCAGAAACAGAAAACGAAACUGUAAUCUCAUCCAUGCAACAAGUCAAGACAAUAUUCAUUUUUUUAAAAGUGCCAAAGAUCAGUGUUUGUGUCACAGAAAUGUGUACUUGUAUUUAUUUUAUUGUGUGUUAAACAAAAAAAAAAAUAUACAAAAAUGCAAUAGUUAUCAAAGAAGUCACACUUGAACUACCUGAACCUGAACCUGAACCCAAACCUGAACCUAAAUCUGAAGCUAAACCUGAACCUGAGCCCUAAACAGCCGCCAAACAGUACAACAGACAUAGAAAGCCUUGAAAAGCCAAAUAAAUACCUGAUACGAUCCUGAAAGGAGGCGGAACGAACCAGGACCUGCAAAGCAACAGAUGCUUUAUACUAUAUAUACCUAUAUAUCAUCAGCUAAUAUCGGCUAAAUGCCCAAAGUAAAGACAAAAUCAGAAAGCAAAGAAAGCUAAACAGCAAAAGGAAAAAAUCAACUUUACACAACACAAUC
Messenger RNA from Drosophila serrata, 1477 nucleotides. RefSeq lists its product as uncharacterized. NCBI's taxonomy places the organism in Eukaryota, Metazoa, Arthropoda, Insecta, Diptera, Drosophilidae. The record is from RefSeq and is a predicted model, not a curated record.